GCCGAACAAGCUUGCUUUUAGGGUCAGGAACUGGUCUGACAAGAGAAUGGCAAUCCUGCCUUUAAACUGUCAUUAGGACUGUACGGCUGACGAUGAAUCUACCACAGCUCCGGGCCCAAAGGCGAAACACUGAGCAAGAGAAUGUGAAGACAUAUUUCAGGACAUUGUGAGUGCUACUAAAGAUGUCUGAUAGUGUCGAUAUUGAAGAGAAACCACCAGCCCCCCCCUUGAGAAUGAACAGUAGUUCCCGAGACUCUUCAUCGCUGAAUCACGCCUCUAAACCGCUUCCAAUGGCUCCUGAAGAGAAAAACAAGAAAGUCCGCCUGCGCUCCAUUUUCCCCGGGGGAGACAAGACAAACAAGAAGAAGGAGAAGGAACGUCCUGAGAUAUCCCUACCCUCAGACUUUGAACACACCAUUCAUGUCGGCUUUGAUGCUGUAACGGGAGAAUUCACAGGUAUCCCGGAGCAAUGGGCACGGCUCCUACAGACCUCGAACAUCACCAAGCUGGAGCAAAAGAAGAAUCCGCAGGCCGUGUUGGACGUCUUAAAGUUCUACGACUCCAAAGAGACAGUUAACAACCAGAAAUACAUGAGUUUCACCUCGGGAGACAAGUCGGCACAUGGGUACAUAGCAGCAAACACUCUGAACCGACUGCUGUCAUCUGGGCCUCCUGUCAGCCUUAGAACCUGCAGCGCAUUAUUUGACAAGGGCGCCAAAACAUCAUCGUCAGAGCCGCCAAUUGCUCCACCUGUGUCAGAAGAGGAGGAUGAGGAAGAAGAAGAAGAGGAGGAGGAGGAGGAAGAAGAGGAUGAUGACGACGAACUGCCUCCAGUCAUCGCACCUCGGCCCGAGCACACCAAAUCUAUCUACACGCGCUCCGUCAUGGACCCACCAAAGCCACCCACCCCUGUGAAAGAAGUGUUGACUCCUCCAGAGUCGCAAGUCCAGCCGGAGAACACGUCCAACACAAUGUACCGGCACACUGACCGCCAGAGGAAGAAAUCCAAAAUGACAGAUGAGGAGAUUCUGGAGAGACUCAGGAGUAUUGUGAGCGUGGGGGAUCCCAAAAAGAAGUACACACGCUUCGAGAAAAUAGGACAAGGAGCGUCGGGCACUGUGUACACUGCCAUCGACAUAGCAACUGGCCAAGAGGUGGCCAUCAAACAGAUGAACCUGCAGCAGCAGCCCAAGAAAGAGCUGAUCAUCAAUGAGAUCUUGGUGAUGAGGGAAAACAAAAACUCCAAUAUAGUGAACUACCUGGACAGUUAUUUGGUAGGAGAUGAGCUGUGGGUGGUGAUGGAGUAUUUGGCCGGUGGCUCAUUGACAGAUGUAGUGACUGAGACCUGCAUGGACGAGGGCCAGAUUGCUGCAGUCUGCAGAGAGUGUCUUCAAGCCCUGGACUUCCUACACUCAAACCAGGUGAUCCAUAGAGAUAUAAAAAGUGACAACAUCCUCUUGGGUAUGGACGGAUCCGUCAAGCUCACCGACUUUGGCUUCUGCGCCCAGAUCACUCCAGAGCAGAACAAGCGCAGUACGAUGGUGGGAACGCCCUACUGGAUGGCACCAGAGGUGGUGACUCGGAAGGCGUAUGGCCCAAAAGUGGAUAUCUGGUCUCUGGGGAUCAUGGCGAUAGAGAUGGUGGAGGGAGAACCGCCCUACCUGAAUGAGAAUCCACUCAGGGCGCUGUACCUGAUAGCUACCAACGGGACUCCAGAGCUGCAGAACCCAGAGAGGCUGUCAUCUGUGUUCAGAGACUUCCUCAACCGCUGUCUGGAGAUGGAUGUGGACCGCAGAGGCUCAGCCAAGGAGCUGCUCCAGCAUUCCUUCCUAAAGCUGGCGAAGCCUCUAUCCAGCCUGACGCCUCUGAUUGUAGCUGCGAAGGAAGCCAUAAAGAACAGCAGCCGCUAGGGUGUGCCCUCUGUCCCCACCCGAGGCUGGAGCCCUGCCUGUGAUGUGUGCGUUCAUGGGGGCAGGGGCUUGGGUGUAUAGGUGGUGGGUGACGUGACAGUGACAGCACAAGGAGGAAGGGGGAUUUGUGUGACUUACCCUGGCAGCACAAGGACAAAAGACCCCCAGGCCUCGUAUGUAGGACGGACAUCUGGCCUCGCAGCCUCUCGGCCCAUGCUGCUGAAAAAGACCUUGCCUCCUCGUUUACUUCUCCAGCACUCUGUACAAGUAGAGCAGUCCAUCACAAGUAUGCGUGAGUAUAUGUGUGCGUGUGUGUGUGUGUGUGUGCGUGCGUGCGCCUGUGUGUGUACCAGCUGUGCACAUCUCUUUGUGUCAUAUGUCUUGUUUGGCAGCAGUCGCUCCAGAAAAACCAAGAAAUAAGGUGAAAAAAUCAAAAAGAACGUGUGCCCAUUUUCAAGAAGAGACUUGAGAAGCGAGGAGUAUGUGAAUCCUUCCCCGCCCGGCUUUAGGCUUGGUUUUCCUUCCUCUAGUCCCUCCAUGGAGCACAAUCAGGCCACACUUGCACCUGCAGUGACCAGCUGAUGUGAGAGAGUGACUCUGGGACCCAUCCUUUGCCUGCAUGACAAUGGCUCUGUGGAGAAACACCAUUACUCUUCUGUCACAUCUCGAGGUGGCAUAUAUGUGUAUGUAUGUGUGUGUGAAUGAGUGUAGGGGUGCAGCUACAGGGGAAUAAGUCAGGAAUAAUUUCACAUGACCUAUGCCAGCUUUAAACAUCCUUCAUCAGUCUGAAGAGAUAUGGUUCCCGUAUUUCAUUCGAGCCAACGUCUUUCACACAGUCUCUCUCAUACAGUAGAGUCACCGGUGUCACCUGCAGUUAUUUAUUGCAUAAUCUCCCCCUGAGAGUGGCUAUAUGUUAUUAGAUUUAAUGUUUGUGCAUAUAAAACAUUGACUUUGUGACUCAACUGUAGAUCAAUUGUGCAAAUAUUUUAAUUUCAAACUUAUAAUAUACAUGCUAUACAUAUUUUCUUAAAAAUUUCAAGAGGAAAGUGCUGUCAUGUUUGUAGUUCGAGACAUUGAUUGCACAGACAUGGAGAUGAAGUGUCGCGCAUUUAAAUCAACACUUGUUACUGAACACGAAUCCCGCACACAUGUAUUCCAUCUGUGCAGGAAAGGAUCAGAAAGACUACAAAAUAAUGCCAGCUUCAUAACUAAUGCAAGCAUUUAUAUACGAAUUCCACAGAUAAUUCUAACAUAAAUUGUAGCAUUUAAUAUGCACAAGCAUCUCAUAUAGAAUAACACACAGAUGUACGGUAUGUGUGGCAUUUGGUAAUAGGCGUAGACGAUUCAACAUCUAUCUUAAAGGUUCAGUGUGUAGGAUUUAAGGGCAUCUAAUGGCAGAAAAGGUAUAUAAUAUUCUGAGGUGUGUUUUCAUGAGUUUAUAAUCACCUGAAACUAAGAAUUGUUGUGUUGCCAUUACAUCAGAAUGAGCAAUUUAUAUCCACAUACAGAGCAGGUCCUCUUCCAUGGAGUCCACCACGUUGUUCCUACAGUGACAAACCAAACACUGGCUCUAGGGGCCGUUUCUGUUUUCAUGUUUUUGUGUCUGCCACCAUAGUUCUACAAGCUUGGCACACGGGAGAAGUUUUAGUUCUUCAUCACUAAAUGCCACUUAAUCCUACACACUACCUUUAAUUGCUGUCAAGCCCUUGUUUUUCAUUAUAUCUGCCAAUUAGGUAUGAAAUAGAUGGAAAAUACUUGUUCAGAGACUCAACAGAAAUAUGAAUGUUUUCACUGAAAUAUUUAUAGAGUGAGGGAUUGUCCUUUUUAAGGUGCUGGCACACAGCAUUACAGCUUAUCAAAUAAGAUUUUUUUCUACAGGAGCUGCAAACAGAAGGUCUUGUAAUUAUGUACCUACAGUGAGAUGAAGGUCUAGUGCCACACAUUGUCAGUUUCUCAUAAUGCAUCACUGUGACCUUAAACCUUAAGCAGAAAAGAUGCCUCUUGACAAAAAGCAGGUAAAUUUUCAAUCCAAAUUGUCAGUCUGAACAAAAAAUUGUGACAAAACAUGGAAAGCCAUUUUCAUAAUGUAAUUAUGAAAUUAUGUUAUUAUUUAGGUAGUUAUUCGUGGUCACAGCUUUCUCAAAUAAUUUUGAUGCUAAACUUUUAAAUAUGAAUAUGGAAACGUAAGAUGCAGAUUAACCCCUUGAAUCCCGGAUCAACAUCGCUUUUCAUGCACUGCGUCCAGACACCUUUCUCGAGGAUUUAAACCUUUGAACCCUGGUUUGAUUUCUUCUUUGAAAACAUGAGCUAAAAGUCAAUGAGCAA
This is a messenger RNA of Plectropomus leopardus (leopard coralgrouper), 4235 nucleotides long. The record is from RefSeq and is a predicted model, not a curated record. NCBI's taxonomy places the organism in Eukaryota, Metazoa, Chordata, Actinopteri, Perciformes, Serranidae.